This is a messenger RNA of Spodoptera frugiperda (fall armyworm), 3142 nucleotides long. Its product is annotated as ataxin-7-like protein 1. The transcript has a single exon. The record is from RefSeq and is a predicted model, not a curated record. Bases 521 to 2656 code for a protein of 711 amino acids. NCBI's taxonomy places the organism in Eukaryota, Metazoa, Arthropoda, Insecta, Lepidoptera, Noctuidae.
AUUCACUAGUGAAUGACCAUAGAGUGACUUUCGGUCUUUACAAAUACUCAAAAAAGUGUUGAUGCUUUCUAUAGUAAAUUACAACCAACCAAACAGAAAUUUUGGACAUUUUAUUUGUGUGUAGCACAUAUAAUAUCAAUUGAAUUAAGUUGUAUAAACACAUGUUUCUAACAAUCGUGACCCAAGGAGUGAUUUCAAAAUAAUACUUGAUAGAUGGAAGUGUUCCGUGGUCGAGAAAAACUUACAAUCUGCAUAAUCAGCUGUCAGUGAGAUAGAUCAUCUGUCCCUGUAAAUAUAAAAGCUAAGACAAUCACAACACGUUUUAGUUUGAUACGUGUGUAUAAUGAAGUAAACAAUCGAGCUACGAUGUGACCCUGAAUGCGCUCGCGACAGACAGCGAUCUCGAAGCAGAUAUGGGGUAAUAACCUAUCAGCGGAGUGAGGCUGGCUACGGUAUGGCUGGACUCCCGUAAGGCGAACGCACGAGUUUCACGAUUGGAUCAUUGGUUUUAUGCUGAAACAUGUCCGGCGACUACUCGUUCGCGGCGAAAAUUGUGAGCCCGGUUAAGUGCAAUGAAAAGCCCUGGGAUCUGUGGGUCAGUGAAAUAGGGCACCUGUCGCCGCGGCAAGAUGACGACGCGACGUUCACGACGCCGGCGGCGGUGGACAAGGGUGGCGCGUCGGUGCGGCGAGUGCACGACGGCCACCCGUACAAGCAGGCGGACAGGCAGGCGCGCUACCGUCGCGCCGGCCUCAACCGCCUCAAGUAUGAGAGCAUGAGCCUCCACGGACUGUUCCCUCAGAUGGACAACUUGAAUGCUGCAGUGUGUCAUAUGUGUGGAGUGAUAGUGAAAUGUAGUGCAGCGUACAGACACUUGCUAGAGUCUCACACGGGGGCCGAGCCCCUUCCCCCGCCGCCCCCACCUGUUUCUACACACAAAAGUCGCAGCCGACAUAAAAAAGAGCCCCCUCCACCUCCUAUCCCUGUAGAUAUACUCCCAGUAAAAAUGGAUUCAUCCCCAGCCCACACCGCCACACCUCCUCUGUCGAGGCUAAUGCUACCCCCACAGCCUGACCUGCAGUACCUGGACGAAGCCAGCACAUCCUCCACUGUGCCGGGGGAGGUGAAGGUGAGCAUGGAGUGUGGAGAGUUACCAGUGGUCAGUAUACAGGACACAGAGGAUCUACCCCUCGGUGAAAAUUUAACUGAUGAUAUUUUUGCAAUUAUGAAUUCUGAAGGCAUUCAGAGUGCAGACGAUAUCACAAAUGCAGCAGACUGGAAAAAUAUUAUUAGAGAUAUUGGAAAUAUGGGUGAGAUAAAUUUUCCCCAAGCUACGGACAGUGUUCCAGCACAAGACUUGUAUCCACCUAUACACUCAUCGUCACUAGCAUAUGCAAUAUCAGACUCAGAUCUGUCCAAUAUACAAUUUGCGGCCAACACAUCCCCCAUGUUGCCUACGGUGAUGGACGCGAAUGCGCUGAACCCACCGCCACCGAAGCCUGUGGCUACGCCGACCACACCGUCAACUAAAUCAUCCUCCAGGUCGAAAACUAGUAAAACGAAGUUUAAUUUACGAGAAUACGAUCCGAACAAGCAUUGCGGUGUAGUGACUGCAGAGAACCCCAAGCCUUGCACGAGGUCAUUGACGUGCAAGGCGCACGCACUGUCGUUACGGAGGACGGUCGAGGGGCGCUCCAAACCCUUCGACACCCUGCUGGCGGAGCAUCGAGCGUCGCGGGAUGCGGGCGCGGCCGCGGCGGCGGCGACUGCGGCCGCGCCCGCUCCCGUAGCGCCCGUGCAGCUCGCGCCAGCGCCCGCGCCGCCGCCCGCCGCGCCUCUCAACCUCCCACCGCUCCUAGUCAAUACCUCGAUAGACCUGAGCACGUUCAACGGUCUCACCGCCGAGCAACAGGUCAACGAUAUCUACGCGAGCCUCCUCAACGUGGAGGAUCCUAACUCGGUGCUUCCCGAUACAUCGAGCAUUACGUCUCUGUUGAGCCAACCGUUAGCUCCUGAGGCGUUUCUCAUGCCAGACGAUGCGGAAAUACCUCCAGAAGUCCCCAUCCUGAGCAUAGCGUCCCCGUUGCCGACGCCGACGGCCCGGCUGGACGACAAGCCAGACGAGGCGCCCCCGCCGCUAGUGCCUGCAGACGUGUGUUGGUACUCGUCGUGCCCGCGCCCGCUGGCGCUCUGCACCUUCAACGCGUCGCACGCUGGUGGUGCCAUCACUUUAGGUAAAAAAUUCGCGACAGUUCGAAGUAAUAUAAAGUCUUCGCUAUCACGCUCGCAGUGCAAGUCGUCGGGUAACGUGAACAAUUACUAUUAUAAUCCGAACGCCCUGUCGUUAUCGAAAACAGUGCAUAUGAACGCUAGUAAAACGAACAAGCCUGAAGUGCGUAAACUGAUAGUGACGUGUAGUAGUGGCAUGGGGUCGGCAGGGGCGGGUGCGGGCGGCAAGGAGGUGCAGCAGACGCUGAGCGAGCUGUUCGGCGGCGAGGUGCGGCACGCGCUGAACGGGCACGCGGCGCACGUGGCGGGGCUGGCGGCGGUGGCGCGCCGGCCGCCGCUGAAGCACGCGCCGGGCAAGCGGCCGCCCGCGCCCGUGCUGGACCUCGGGUUCUCGCUCGACCCGCUGCUGGCCGACGAGAAGUGCUGAGCACCAAUAAGCAAUCACCGGUUGUGUAGUCACAUAAUAAUAAUUGUAUAUUUAUUUUUCUGUAAAGAAUCGAAUCGGAUUCACGUAUGUAAAAUGUAAAAUAAUCACGAAUUUUCCCGCAAGGAAUUUAAUGUUACGAUAAUGUUAAAUCUCAUUUUUUUUUCGUCGACAAGCGAACUAAUGUUUGUAUUAUUUUGUAUAUUAUUUUAUAAGAUUUUUUUAAAAUCCUUCUCCGAUACGAGAGUCGGGUAUGUGUCAAUGAAGAAUUAAAAAUAGAUUAUUACAGAAUGGUUGUAUUUUUUCGAAAUGACAUAUUACUCAUUGUUGAUACUGAAUUGAAUACUGAUAAAUGGCCUAGGAUUAAUAAUGGUUUAAUAAUGUGAUGAAAAUUUCCAUGUAAAAAUAUAAAUACUAUUAAAGUAAGUAUAUCCAUAAUAGUAAAUCGCCUCCUUUGAAAAAUAAAGGCAAAUACCUCAAUAACUAAAA